AUGAACAUGGAGGUCCGGGCGCUUCAAGGAUCAGAGAAGCUGCAACAAGUUACAGAGCUUAUUGGUUUACUUGAAAAGGAUCUAAAGGAUAAAUCUCUAAAAUCUCCACACCUUUUGACCAAGUAUGGGGUAAACGGUGACACUGUAGAUAUACGGUGUGCUGCUCUGCGCUGUGUUGCAAAUGCCCUGCUCUUGGAUCCGGAGAUGCGGCAGCUUUUUGUUGAGACAGGCUAUGGUGGAAGAAUAGCGGAAAUGCUCAAGUCGGAUUCCUCAGAGGAUGAAAUGGUGACUAGUCGCAUACUAUUCCUCUCCACUUACGACACUACCAUGGAUUUUGAGGACCUCAUAAAUAAUCAUAGCUUGGGAGAGAAUGUCAACUAUUCAGGGAAAAAGCCUUUGUCUCAGAUGGAUGAGUUGGCUCUCACUGAUACCCUGAAACUUAUAUUCAAUGUUUCCAAACUAUAUCCCGAUCUCGCUGCAGCCUUUGCGCCUUCGAUUCCUUACAUCUUUAAAAUCAUCAGCCGUAUAGACAUUCCAGAAAAGCCAUUAGAUGGCCUUCUCAGUUACCUCAUCAACUGCUUAUCCACCCUUGACCUAGAAAACAAGAAGGGCAAGCCUUUUGAGAACAGCCCCCUUUUCCCCACCUUUAAUCAGAACUGCAAUGUUGAUAAAUUGAUCAACAUCCUGGACCAAGCAACCUCCCUAUACAGCCCGAGUGAUCUUGAGACAAAAGCCAUUCCGCUCCUCCACUCGCUUAUAGCCAUCUAUGAGCUAGCGCCAGAUGGCCCCCGCAAAUAUAUGGAAUGGCUGCUUCUACCAGAAGAUAAUGAUCGGAGUCGACCUAUUGGACAGUCCGACACACUGUCAUCCAAAUUGCUCAAACUAUCCACUGCACCAUAUGCGAACUUGAAAACCGCUAUCUGCGAGCUCAUGUUCACGCUGUCCGGGAAGAAUGCGGAAAACCUUACCAAGAACAUCGGAUAUGGGUUCGCAGCGGGUUUGUUGGCAUCUCGAGGCAUGGAGAUCCCCCAGACAGCGGGAGAAGCAUUUGCGGCAGAAAAGUUCGAUCCGGAGGUUAAUCCGAUCACCGGGCAGAGAUGGGAUGCAGAAAAACAGGAUACCGGCCCACCUAUGACCAAAGAGGAAAAAGAACGAGAAGCAGAGAGAUUGUUUGUACUUUUUGAAAGAGCCAAAGCCAACGGGUUGCUCAAUGUAGAGAAUCCGGUGACGCAGGCCCUCCAAGAGGGGAGAUUACAAGAACUUCCUGAUUCAGAUAGUGAUUAA
Aspergillus tanneri is the source of this 1284-nucleotide messenger RNA. RefSeq names its product synembryn. Lineage: Eukaryota; Fungi; Ascomycota; Eurotiomycetes; Eurotiales; Aspergillaceae. Gene Ontology annotation, molecular function: guanyl-nucleotide exchange factor activity; G-protein alpha-subunit binding. Gene Ontology annotation, cellular component: cytoplasm. The coding region runs from base 1 to 1284 and encodes 427 amino acids. The record is from RefSeq and is a predicted model, not a curated record. The transcript is spliced from 6 exons. Gene Ontology annotation, biological process: G protein-coupled receptor signaling pathway.